AGCCAAAAAAGAGAUCUCUAGCUCGAGGCGGUUCGAUGCUCAUUGAUCACACAUCAAAUGGGGGUCUCAAAAAGCCUGUGAAAUUUUUCUGAUUGAUUGGUUUGGGAAAUUUCUAACACUCACCGAUUCUCUCGCUCCUCGUGAUGACCGAUUUUCCCGCCCAUCCGGUCGUACAACACAAAGCUAUGAAUGGGACGGGUCAAGCUAAAGAUAAAGAGAUUGGAGAAUAUUAAUGGCCGCCAAUCAACCUAUGCGAAAAGGAAGAAUGGAAUCAUUAAAAAGGCUAAUGAGUUGUCCAUAUUAUGUGAUAUUGACAUUGUUCUUAUCAUGUUUUCGCCAAGUGGCAAGCCUACGAUAUGUAAAGCAAAGAACAGUAGUAUUGAAGGGGUUAUCACAAAGUUUGCACAAUUAACUCCACAAGAAAGGGCAAAAAGGAAGUUGGAGAGCCUUGAAGCAUUAAAGAAAACCUUUAAGAAGUUGGAUCAUGAUGUAAAUAUACAAGAUUUUAUUGGUACUAGUUAUCAAUCAGUUGAGGAUUUGACCAAUAGAACAAAGUUACUCCGAAAUCAACUUUCAGAAGUCCAGAACAGACUGAGCUGUUGGACUAACCUAGAUAAGAUCGACAGCAUAGAACAACUAGGGCAAAUGGAAGAUUCUCUCAGGCAAUCACUUAAUGAAAUUAGAACACGUAAGGAAAAUUUUGGAAAGCAGCCAAUUCUGUCUCUAGGAUGCACAAAUCAGUUCCAAAAUGGGAUCCACUUGGGUCAUGAGCAGCAGAUCCAACCUUUGUCAUGGAUUCCUAAUGAUGAUAGUCAACAAAUGGUUUUAGCCAAGGACACAGGCCUCUUUCCCAAAAGGGAUAUGGAUUGCUCCGCUGGUACUUCCUAUGGUGGCUAUUCUGGUUACUUUGGCAAUGGUGAAAAGGUAGAGAUUGCUAGCACUGGACAAGAGAAUGGCUUCCUGGAUGAGUUGAUCAAAACUGAAGCUUUGAGGCUACAAAUGUAUGCACAAUAUCCUUACCCACCACACAAUUUCAGCUUCCUUUCUGAUAAGAAAUUCGAACCAGCACAACAGCUGAACCUGCAAGAAAAUACCGAGGAUUAUCGCUUCGAUGGAAACUUUGAACCUCCUCGUCAAUUUGGGUUUGACACAACCCUUCAUAAUUCAGCUUCUAUAUCGGAACCUUGUUCUGUUCCUCUGCUUGAUGAGCGUUUAUACCCUCAGCAACACUGUACAUCACACAACCAAGUCGCCAACGAACUUGGUUAUAUGCAUGUGCAAGCUACUCAUCAUCAGCCCAACUUAACAAACUGAUGUUGCAAUGGUUUUCUUAACCAUGCAAUUUUAGGGGUUGGUCCGGGUGGGGGAUAUGCACAUCAUAACUGCAAGGCUCGAAAGCUUGAAUGACGGUUGAUGAUGCCGCCAGAAGGAAUGGAGCCGACUUGCUCAGAUGAAGCCCAAUUUUGUGACAUUGAGCCCCCUCUGUAUACUAUCAGUUGUAAAGUAUAUCUAUAAAAAGCCUCUUCAUUUUGGUGCACAUCAGUAAUGGCGGGAGAAAUUGUCGUCCCCCCGUUGCACUUGAUAAUUCAAGCUGUAAGUUAAAAAAUACAUACAGUUGGAAAACUUGAUUCAGAAUCACACAUGUUAAUACAGUUUCAGAAGGAAGAGAGUUUGGGAGAGCAUGGAAAGCUUGAUUCAGAAUCACUCGUUAUUAGGUUAUAAAUAUUGUAUUUGUUUGUCACAAUUCAGAACUUGCUUGUACAGUAUAACUGUGACUCUGAUGGAGGAUUGGGAUGGUGAGUAGGUCACACAAUUAAUUAUUAUUAUUAAA
Messenger RNA from Cornus florida, 1831 nucleotides. Its product is annotated as agamous-like MADS-box protein AGL30. Gene Ontology annotation, biological process: positive regulation of transcription by RNA polymerase II. The record is from RefSeq and is a predicted model, not a curated record. Lineage: Eukaryota; Viridiplantae; Streptophyta; Magnoliopsida; Cornales; Cornaceae. The transcript has 12 exons. Bases 190 to 1314 code for a protein of 374 amino acids. Gene Ontology annotation, molecular function: protein dimerization activity; RNA polymerase II cis-regulatory region sequence-specific DNA binding; DNA-binding transcription factor activity, RNA polymerase II-specific.